Kalmanozyma brasiliensis GHG001 is the source of this 1104-nucleotide messenger RNA. Its product is annotated as GTP binding domain protein. Bases 1 to 1104 code for a protein of 367 amino acids. The record is from RefSeq and is a predicted model, not a curated record. Gene Ontology annotation, molecular function: GTPase activity; GTP binding. NCBI's taxonomy places the organism in Eukaryota, Fungi, Basidiomycota, Ustilaginomycetes, Ustilaginales. Gene Ontology annotation, biological process: cytoplasmic translation. The transcript has 2 exons. Gene Ontology annotation, cellular component: cytoplasm.
AUGGGUGUCGUCGAGAAGAUCAAGGAGCUCGAAGAUGAGGUCGCCAGGACGCAGAAGAACAAGGCCACAGAAUAUCACUUGGGUCAGCUCAGAGCCAAGAUCGCCAAGCUCCGUCAUGAGCUCCUCGAGCCGCAAAAGAAGUCGGGCAAGCCAGGCGAGGGCUUCGAUGUCAUGAAAUCCGGCGAUGCCCGUGUCGCUCUCAUCGGUUUCCCUUCGGUCGGAAAGUCGAGUUUCCUCUCCAAGGUCACAGACACCAAGUCGGAAGCAGCAGCAUACGAAUUCACUACGCUCACAUGUCAGCCAGGUGUGCUCGAGUACGAAGGGGCCAAGAUUCAGAUCCUCGAUUUGCCCGGUAUCAUCGAGGGAGCCUCCGAGGGCAAAGGUCGAGGUCGACAAGUCGUCGCUGUUGCCAAAACGGCCGAUAUGAUCAUCAUCAUGCUCGAUGCCACCAAGCCGGAGACCCAUCGAGCGUUGCUGGAGAAGGAGCUGGAGGCAGUCGGUAUCCGACUUAACAAGACCAAGCCAGACGUAGGUUUGCGUAAGAAGAACACCGGAGGCAUCGUCAUCACCAAGGCCAUGGGCUUGACAUUGACCAAGAUCGACGAAAAGAUGAUCCGCUCCAUCUUGCAAGGCUACAAGAUGCACAACGUUGAUGUCAUGCUCAGAGAGGAUAUUACCGUUGACGAGUUCAUCGACGUCGUGCUCGGCAACCGCAACUACGUGCCAUGUCUCUACGUCUACAACAAGAUCGACUCGAUCAGCAUGGAGCAGAUGGACAAACUGGCGAGGCAGCCCAACUCGGUCGUCAUCUCGGUCGAGAAGGAUCUCAACAUUGACUUCCUGAAGGACAUCAUGUGGGACAAGCUCGGCAUCAACCGCAUCUACACCAAGAAGCGCGGAGAGAGGCCCGACCUUUCGGACCCCUUGUGCGUGCGCAAGGGUGCCACCAUCGAGCACGUAUGUCACCAAGUACACAGAGCCCUCGCAGAAAAGUUCAAGUACGCCCUUGUGUACGGAAAGAGCAGCAAGUUCCCCACCUCGCAGAAGGUCGGACUCAAUCACGUUGUCGCAGCCGACGACGUGGUCAGCAUCUUUACCAAGUGA